AUGUGGAGGUUGCAAAUUGUACUGGUGCCGCCAAGUGCCCAGGAUAUCAUCACAUUUCUCGACACAAGCUUGACUAUAAGCGAUACCUCACAGUUAGCAUUUCCUAUGCUUCAGUGUAAUGAAGGUACAAUUAUGCACAACAACAGUAACAAUAACUGUAACAAGUCCUCUUCUACGAGCCUGUCUUCGCGCAAAUCUAUUCAACCAAAUCAUGAUAGUGAUUUUAUUAAUUACCUCCCGAAUUGUAAAAAAUUUCUACAUUUUACAAAUGGUAACAAUACCCUUCUACAGCUUUCCAAUGAAAUUUUAACUAAAUUUGAUAGACUUUAUCCAAACUUCAACGAACCAAUUGAAAUCGUAUCUCUACGAGAUAGACACGGUUGUGAUUUGGAUUCUGAAUUUUCAAUAAAAGAUGUAUUUGAAAGUGAUGGUGUUGUUUUGGUAAUUUUAAAAGAUGAAUUAGACUGGAGUAGAUAUCAACAUAUUUCGCUUUUACAAUUGGCAAAACAGCGAAAACGGCAGAACAAGUCGUCCACAAAAUCCAUGAUUUCUGAAAAAAAGAAAAAAGUCUCUAGGGAAGGCUUAUCGUCUACACAAAAUAAAGAUACGCUACAUCUGAUAGCUAAAAGCUCGCUCAAAAAGAACUUUGUUAAUAAGUCGAGAGUGUCAACGCCGCUAAUGAAUGAAAUUCUACCGCUUGCAAACAAGUAUGAGGCACUGAAUAAAGAAAAGGGUUCUGUGCCACUACUUCCGACAGUAAUUGUAUCGAAUGUACAUAAGCAUUUACAAGAUCACUGCCAUGCUAACAAAGGAGCUGCAGUACAUGAGAGUGACAACAAUAAAGAAAAUAUACCUUCAUCCAUUGAGCAACAGAAAAAUGAUGGCGUUAAGAUGCACGAAUCAAAUGGCCCAAAUGACCUACACAAUACAUCAGAAGACCCUAAUUAUGAACCUGCAGAUGAAAAUUCUCCGCAAAUUUCGUAUGAUUCGAUUGAUACCGAUUUUCAAUUAAGCACUACUUCUUCUACAAAUUCUGAUAUGCAUAUACAAGAUUUAAAGACCUCUAGCGCAGCUCAUAGCCCCAGGAAGAGUUCUUUAGAGAUUAAAGUUCAAAAUAAAAAAAGAGACGAUCUGCCGCUGAACGACAAAGAUAUAGGUGAAAAUUAUAGAAGGAUAGAAACAUUUUCAGACGAAGAGGAUUUCAACGACACCGAUAAUGAUCAUGCGGAUUCGUUUGUCAAUAAAUCCAAGAGGGCUUCCGCAGGUUUCCGGGAUAUCAAUUCCGACUUAGAUAGCGUUUCGUUCAACAGUGAUAUUGAAGACGCAGUACAGAGUACUCAGAGUACUAAAAAUCCUAUUUCUCCUUCCUUUUUUUCUGAGAAAAAAUUGAAUAAUCGUUUACAUCAAGGUCAAGGUAAGGAGGCCCUAUUUCGACUUGUUGAGAACGAAUUUCCUGAUAAAUCAUUGAGUGAUGCCUCUUCUAUUUCGCAUGCGAAAGACGUAAAAAUACAAGAAACUAUACGAAAACUAAAUAGGUUUAAACCAAUUGAAGAAUCUAAGACCCAAAGAAGUAGCAAUGUUGCGGAACCAGGUUAUGGAAAAUUUGAAACAAUGAAGAAAGAUAAACCCAAACCCAUAAAUUCAGAAGGCGUAGGUCUGGACACUAAGCAUUCUAAUGAUCCCAAUGGUAUUGUUUCCGGUACGAAAUCUGCAAAAUUUGGUAAAAUUAAAGUAAAACGAAAGACUGAUGACGCCGAAUCGAAAGUAAUAGAGUUUAAAAGGAAAAGAAACAUGGGGAAUAAAUCCUUGAAGGAUAUUUUUGCCAACGCUGGGAAAACAUCAAACGCAGCUUCGAGCAUAAAAGUAGUCAAACUAACGAGAGAUCUUGUUGAUGAUUCUAAAGACAACGCGGAGAAAAUUUUUAAUAGAAUGGCACAGACACAAAUCUCACCUAAGGUGCCAGUUAAGGAAUCAACUCCUGAAGAAAAAAAAAGUGGCCAAGCAAUACCAUCCAGCUUCGAAAGAACGCCACAAUUCAAGAAGGUUAAGGUUACAAGGUCGCAUUCUUCGUUUUCUUCAUCUUCCUCCGUUUCACUUGAAUCUUUAUUGGAGAGCUCUUCCUCAGAUGAUUCGGAUGAUGAUUCAGGUUCGAGGAAUGUGCAAAUUAAAAAAAUUAACUUUAGUACAAGGAAUGGACCGGCCCGAGAUUCCAGUGAACAACUAAUGCUAGAUGUAGAUGGGAAUGAAGUGAACGCAAAGAAAUACCAAACGCCUAAAUAUGUUGAGAGUGAUGAAGAUGACGAGUAA
This is a messenger RNA of Saccharomyces paradoxus, 2307 nucleotides long. It is a transcript of the gene TOF2, whose product is annotated as Tof2p. Gene Ontology annotation, biological process: negative regulation of septation initiation signaling; rDNA heterochromatin formation. The record is from RefSeq and is a predicted model, not a curated record. Gene Ontology annotation, molecular function: rDNA binding; phosphatase activator activity. Lineage: Eukaryota; Fungi; Ascomycota; Saccharomycetes; Saccharomycetales; Saccharomycetaceae. The coding region runs from base 1 to 2307 and encodes 768 amino acids. Gene Ontology annotation, cellular component: nucleolus. The transcript has a single exon.